Messenger RNA from Sorex araneus (European shrew), 1512 nucleotides. RefSeq names its product tripartite motif containing 69 (gene TRIM69). The transcript has 7 exons. The record is from RefSeq and is a predicted model, not a curated record. Lineage: Eukaryota; Metazoa; Chordata; Mammalia; Eulipotyphla; Soricidae. Bases 1 to 1512 code for a protein of 503 amino acids. Gene Ontology annotation, molecular function: protein binding.
AUGUAUGUCACUGUCAAGGUACCAACAAGCCUCAUCUCUGACAAGGAUCUGGAAAGCAUAACUGAAAUGAGUGAUUCCAAUUACAUGCCCUCUAAAGUGCAGAUACAAGACAUAACUACAGAGCUACGCUGCCCACUAUGUAGUAAUUGGUUCCAUGAUCCACUGAUGCUAAAUUGUGGUCACAACUUCUGCCAGGCCUGCAUCCAAGAUUUUUGGAAGCAGCAAACAAGGGAUACAUUUUGCCCUGAGUGUAAAAUGGCAUGUCCGUAUAGCAGCUGUACCUUCAACCUUGUACUAGAGAAGCUGGUAGAGAAGAUCAAGAAGCUACCUUUACUCAAGGGCUGUCCACAAUGCCCAGAACAUGGAGAGAGCCUGAAACUGUUCAGUAAACCAGAUGGGAAACUGAUUUGCUUUCAAUGUAAAGAUGUUCGGCUGUCUGUGGGGCAGUCUAAAGAUUUCCUGCAGAUCUCUGAUGCUGUCCAGUACUUCACGGAGGAGCUUGCCAUUCUUCAGGAUCAACUGGAGGAAAACUUCAAAGAGCUUCAGUCUCUGAGAAACAAGCAGAAAGAUGUUAUUGUUGCUUUCAAGGAAAACAAGAAGCAACUGCAGCAACACAUCUCCUCGGAGUUUCUAAAGCUGCAUCAGUUCCUGCACAGCAGAGAAAAAGACCUUCUAAAUGAUCUCCAAGACGAGGGGAAAGCCUUGAAUGAAGAGAUGGAGUUGAAUUUGAACCAGCUUCAGGAACAGUGUGUACUAGCUAAGGAGAUGUUGAUGAGUAUCCAGACACGGAUGGAACAGCAGAACUCCUUUGACUUUCUCAAAGACAUUGCAUCUCUUCUGGAUAGAUUGGAGCAAGGAAUGAAAGUUCUGACAUCCAGAGAGCUUAUCUCCAAGAAGCUGAACCCAGGACUGUUCAAGGGUCCCAUCCAGUAUAUGAUAUGGAAGGAAAUGCAGUCUAUCCUGUCUCCAGGCCUAUCUGCAUUAACUCUGGACCCUAAAACAGCUCACCCAAAUCUAGUGCUGUCCAAAAACCGAACCAGUGUGUGGCACGAUGACAUUAAGCGGGUAAUGCCUGACGAUCCUGAGAGGUUUGAUUCAAGUGUGGCUGUGCUGGGUUCAAAAGGAUUCACAUCUGGAAAGUGGUAUUGGGAAGUAGAAGUAGCAAAGAAAACAAAAUGGACAAUUGGAGUUGUCAGAGAAUCCAUCAUUCGGAAGGGCAGCUGCCCUCUAACUCCUGAGCAAGGAUUCUGGCUUUUAAGACUAAGAAAUCAAAAUGACCUAAAGGCUCUAGAUUUGCCUUCUUGCAUUCUGAAUCUGACUAACAAUCUUGACAAAGUGGGCAUAUAUUUGGAUUAUGAAGGAGGGCAGGUAUCUUUCUACGAUGCUAAAACCAUGGCCCACAUUUACACCUUCAAUAGCACUUUUACGGAGAAACUUUAUCCCUAUUUCUGCCCAUGCCUUAACGAUGGUGGAGAGAAUAAAGAACCAUUGCAUCUCUCACAACCGCAGUAG